Messenger RNA from Colletotrichum scovillei, 2194 nucleotides. Its product is annotated as guanine deaminase. Gene Ontology annotation, molecular function: guanine deaminase activity; zinc ion binding. The transcript has 2 exons. Gene Ontology annotation, biological process: guanine catabolic process. Gene Ontology annotation, cellular component: cytosol. Bases 593 to 2068 code for a protein of 491 amino acids. The record is from RefSeq and is a predicted model, not a curated record. Lineage: Eukaryota; Fungi; Ascomycota; Sordariomycetes; Glomerellales; Glomerellaceae.
CUGCGUUUACCUUAACCUUGAGAAAAAGGACGAAGCACAUGCUUUCUUUGGCAGCGCGUCAUCUGUUGCACCGCAUAUAUCUACCGUGUUCCCCUUCUCUUCCUUUUCUUUCCCCUUCGCUUUGUUUUUCGCUUUUGAAGAGAGGGGUUUUGGGAAACUUGAACCGAAGAGACGAUACCCAUCUUUUGCCUUUUCUGCCUUACCUCACUUACCUCAUCCUCUCCGUACCACCUUUUGCAACGUACAUCCCGUGACUGCUAUUCUUUGAGGACAUUGACCCAGCAAUUGCCAUUCCGGUCCGAGUCUCUGUGGUAUCCUCGGUGAGAGGGCAUUGUCAGCAUUAGCGAUCACCUGCGCCUUUUGAAGCACACGAAGAAUUGGAAACAAAGAAGACAGAGAGAGCAACGUGGUGGGGGGUUUCGUUUCAACCGCCGCCGACUCUGCCGACGACAACCGAAGACCGAAGACAGAUUAUCCCGACGUCACGGCCACCUGCGAAAUAGUCUACCACCAAACCUUCAAUUUCAACCCCAUUUUCCAGAGAGCUCGACAUCUACCCUGGUCAAAAGAAUAGACGGUUAGCAGUAACAUAAUGGGCGACAUGAUCCGGGACCUACCGCCCGCCGGCGCCAGCGCAACAGCAACCGAAACUCACACUCCCACGCAAGCGCAGUCGCAGCCGCGUAAUAAGCUCUUCCUCGGCUCCUUCAUCCACUCAAAGACAAAGGAGCAGCUCGAGUACCUGCACGGCGCGGCCGUCUGCGUCGAUGCCGCGGGAACGAUUGUCGCUAUCGAAGCGGAGUGCGAUUUGAAGAGGGCCGAGGCGGAGGUUCUGCCGCGGUUGGGAUGGACAGUUGACGAUGUCGAGGUUCGUGUUGGCAAGGAGGGGCAGUUCUUCUUUCCUGGGUUCAUUGAUACCCACGUCCACGCAUCACAAUACCCCAACGUCGGCAUCUUUGGAAAAUCAACCCUCCUCGACUGGCUAAACACCUACACCUUCCCCCUCGAAUCCUCCCUCGCCGACCAGAAAAAGGCAAAACGCGUCUACACGGCCUGCGUGAAACGCACCCUCGCCCACGGCACCACCACCUCGGCAUACUACGCCACAAUCGACGUCGCCGCGACGAACCUCCUCGCCGAUAUCUGCCUCGCACUCGGCCAGCGCGCGUUCGUCGGGCGUGUAUGCAUGGACCGCGAAGGGUUGUGCCCGGAGUACUACAAGGAAGAGUCCGCGGCCGAUUCGCUGCGCAAGACGAGGGAGAGCGUGGAGCAUAUCCGGCGGAUCGACCCGGCGUUUGAGCUCGUUGCGCCGGUGCUCACGCCGAGGUUUGCGCCGGCUUGUUCGGGGGAGGCGAUGAGGGGGCUGGCGGGGUUGCAGCGGGAGUUGGAUGUGCUCGCGCAGACGCAUAUUUCGGAGAACGAGGGGGAGAUUGAGCUUGUGAAGGAGCUGUUCCCCGAGGCGGAGAGUUAUACGGAUGUGUAUGACAGCCAUGGGUUGUUGGGUGAGAAGAUGGUGCUCGCGCACGCGAUUCAUUUGUCGGAGAAGGAGGCGGAUGCGAUUGCGGAGAGGGGCGCGAAGGUGUCGCAUUGUCCGUGUAGUAACAGCUCCAUCACGAGCGGUGCGGCGCGGGUGCGGUGGUUGUGGGAUAAGGGGAUUGAUGUCGGGUUGGGGACGGAUAUGAGCGGUGGGUAUAGUCCUAGUAUACUCGAGGCGGCGAGGCAGGCUGCUUUGGUGUCACGGCAUGUUGCGAUGGGGUUGAAGGGGGAGGAGAAGGAGAGGGCCAAGUUGACGGUUGAGGAGGUUUUGUAUCUUGGUACGAGGGGCGGUGCGAAGGUUGUUGGGUUGGGUGGGAAGAUUGGCGGGUUUGAGGUUGGAUUGCAGUGGGAUGCUCAGCUUAUUGGGCUGCCUGUCGUUGAUGAGGAUGGAGAGCAGGAGGAGGAUGGGAAUGUUGAUGUGUUUGGGUGGGAGAGCUGGGAGAAUCGGGUUGCGAAGUGGGUGUUUAAUGGAGAUGAUCGGAAUACCAAGAUGGUUUGGGUCAAGGGGCGGAUGGUGCAUUCGAGGAAGUAGAUGACCACAGAGUUGUUACGGUAGAAGGGAGGCAUGAGAUAUAUGGCGUUUGGUUACCUACCUACUUACUUGCUGGAUGGUUUGAUAUCACUUGAAGUAUUGGACUACCUUUAGAUGUAUAAUGAA